AUUGGAUUAUAAUAAAAUGGAAAGUCAAGACCAGAUUGUUCAAGAAAAAUAUGAUCAAACCAUCAGUCUAGAGAAGGCUACCCUGGUCAAAAGCAUUACACAAGAAUAUCAGAGAUGCUGCUGUAUCUACUACAAUACAUUUUCAGAAGAAAAUAAAAUGAAACCACUAGAUCCAAAAUCUGAUGAACAAUGAGUAGACCAUUGGCUUGAAAUGGAUUUUGAAGCACCUGAAGAUAUGGAAUAAUUUUUUUUUAAUUCUUUGAUAUAGAUAAGGUCGAAUUUUAUAUUGGCAAGAUGAAAAAUUAAGGAUAUUCUGAAUUUCAUAGACUUCUCAUUCCCCAAUAAAACACAUGAGCUACGUACUUAUCUAUCUCUUGAAAUGAAGCUGAAUAGAGCUACUUAUUUUGACUCGUUGAUCAGGAUCAGCUCUAAAGUAACUAGAAGAAUGAACCUCAAAUAUUUUUGUCUUAACCUUCGCCAACUGAAGAGGUUAGUGGCAACUUAUAGGAUUGAUGAGAAGGCAGAUAAAGGAUUUAAACAGUUGGUGUUUGAAAGUUAGAACUCAGGAAUUAAUCCAAUAUUUUCAUGAUUUAAUUUUGAGUAAUUUUGAGGGCUCUUUGGUUAGAGAUCUCAAACUGCUCAGAACAAUCAACUUCAUCAGCACAGAUCAAGCAAAUAUC
Molecule: messenger RNA, 680 nt
Organism: Moneuplotes crassus
Lineage: Eukaryota; Ciliophora; Spirotrichea; Euplotida; Euplotidae
Source: the annotation of a GenBank genome assembly